Pseudophryne corroboree (corroboree frog) is the source of this 3869-nucleotide messenger RNA. RefSeq names its product oocyte zinc finger protein XlCOF6-like. Bases 170 to 2944 code for a protein of 924 amino acids. The transcript is spliced from 6 exons. The record is from RefSeq and is a predicted model, not a curated record. Gene Ontology annotation, molecular function: DNA-binding transcription factor activity, RNA polymerase II-specific; RNA polymerase II cis-regulatory region sequence-specific DNA binding. Gene Ontology annotation, cellular component: nucleus. NCBI's taxonomy places the organism in Eukaryota, Metazoa, Chordata, Amphibia, Anura, Myobatrachidae. Gene Ontology annotation, biological process: regulation of transcription by RNA polymerase II.
UAUGUCGAAUCACAUCUGCAGGAUUACAGCACGUGAUACAGCCGGGGGCGGGGCCACAAUCCCUUCCAGCAGCCAUUAUCCGAUCUGGUGGUCUACAAGCUGAUGUUACCCAGAGACCCCAGAGGAGGAGGAGUAUAUAGAGGAACACAGGGGUCUGUACAAGGACGUGAUGAUGGAGAAUCACCGGCCCCUCACAUCACUGGAUGGACCCAGUAACAGAGAUACCCCAGAGAGAUGUCCCCGUCCUCUGUAUUCCCAGGACUGUACAGAGGAGAAUCACAGGAUCCCACAGGAGGAUCAGGGUGUUGACCACUUGAAUACUAUUAAGUCAGAAGAUAUAGAGGGAGAAGAAGAGACGUAUGUGACUGAUAUAAAGGCAGAAGAUAUAGAGGGAGAAGAAGAGACGUAUGUGACUGAUAUGGAGGGAGAAGAAGAGACGUAUGUGACUGAUAUAAAGGCAGAAGAUAUAGAGGGAGAAGAAGAGACGUAUGUGACUGAUAUAAAGGCAGAAGAUAUAGAGGGAGAAGAAGAGACGUAUGUGACUGAUAUAAAGGCAGAAGAUACAGAGGGAGAAGAAGAGACGUAUAUGACUGAUAUAAAGGCUGAAGAUAUGGAGGGAGAAGAAGAGACGUAUGUGACUGAUAUAAAGGCAGAAGAUACAGAGGGAAAAGAAGAGACGUAUGUGACUGAUAUAAAGGCAGAAGAUACAGAGGGAAAAGAAGAGACGUAUGUGACUGAUAUAAAGGCAGAAGAUAUAGAGGGAGAAGAGGAGACGUAUAUAACUGUUAUAAAGGCAGAAGAUAUAGACGGAGAAGAAGAGACGUAUGUGAGGGGUGAUCAGCAGUGUAAGGAUGAAGAAAUCCCUACAGAUAUCAGCACAGAUGGACGCAAUACAAGGAAUACCUCGGAGGGGCAUCUUGUUUGGUCUCCAGAUUUUAAAUUAGAAGAUAAGAACAUCAUGCAAAAGUCUCCAGAAGAAAACAAUAUAACCCUAAAUAUACAUCCAGCACUUCAUAGUGCAGAUAUAUCAUCGGAUACCCGUAUUCCUGAGGAAUGUUCUCCUUGCAACUCACAGGUUGCUGCACAUAGGACAGAUCAUAGGUGUGAUACAGUCCUUUCCUCUUCUGAAUAUGGAAAAUGUUUUACACGUAACCUAGCUCUUGCUGGACAUGGUAAAAGUCACAUAGAUGGACGUAAUACAAGGAAUACCUUGGAGGGACAUCUUGUUUGGUCUCCAGAUUUUAAAUUAGAAGAUAAGAAUAUCACACGAGGGUCUCCAGAAGAAAACUGCAUCACCCUAAAUAUACAUCCAGCACUUCAUAGUGCAGAUAUAUCAUCGGAUACCUGUAUUGCUGAGGAAUGUUCUCCUUGCAACUCACAGAUUGCUGCACAUAGGACAGAUCAUAGCUGUGAUACAGUCAUUUCCUCUUCUGAAUAUGGAAAAUGUUUUACACCUAACCCAGCUCUUGCUAGACUUGGUAGAAGUCAUACAGGUGAGGAGCCAUUUCCAUGUUCUGAGUGUGGGAAGAGUUUUACACAUAAAUUAGCUCUUUUUAGACAUCAGAGAACUCAUAUAGGUGAGAAACCAUUUUCAUGUUCUGAGUGUGGGAAAUGUUUUACACAGAAAUCAGCUCUUGUUAUACAUAGGAGACGUCACACAGGUGAGAAACCAUUUACCUGCUCUGAGUGCAGGAAAUGUUUUACAGACAAAUCAUGCCUUAUUAUUCAUGAGAGAAGGCACACAGGUGAGAAGCCAUUUCCAUGUUCUGAGUGUGGGAAAUGUUUUCUAAAGAAAUCAGAUCUUGUUACGCAUCAAAGACGUCACACAGGUGAAAAACCAUUUCCAUGCUCUGAGUGUGGGAAAUAUUUUUCACACAAAUCAGCACUUGUCAUACAUGAAAGAAGACACACAGGUGAGAAACCAUUUCCAUGCUCUGAGUGUGGGAAAUGUUUUACAUGUAAAUCAGAUCUUGUAAUACAUAAGAGAAAUCACACAGGUGAGAAAUUAUUUACCUGUCCUGAGUGUGGGAAAUGUUUCACAUACAAAUUAGCUCUUGUCGUACAUCUGAGAAGUCACACAGGUGAGAAACCAUUUCCAUGUUCUGAAUGUGGGAAAUGUUUUUCAAUGAAAUCAGAUCUUGUUAUACAUGAGAUAAUUCACACAGGUGAGAAACCAUUUCCAUGCUCUGAGUGUGGGAAAAGUUUUUCACACAAAUCAGCUCUAGUUAGACAUGAGAAAUGUCAUACAUGUGAAAAACCAUUUACAUGUUCAGAGUGUGGGAAAUGUUAUAACCUGAAAUCAGAUCUUAUUAUUCAUGACAGAAGUCACACAGGUUUGAAACCAUUUAUAUGCUCUGAGUGUGAGAAAUCUUUUUCACGCAAAUCAUCCCUUGUUAUCCAUGAGAGAAGUCACACAGGUGAGAAACCAUUUCCAUGUUCUGAGUGUGGGAAAUCUUUUUCACAGAAUUCAGCUCUUGUUAUACAUAAGAGAAUACACACAGGUGAGAAACCAUUUCCAUGUUCUGAGUGUGGGAAAUGUUUUACAAGUAAAUCAGAUCUUGUUAUACAUGAGAGAAAUCACACAGGUGAGAGACCAUUCACAUGUGAGUGUGGGAAAUGUUUUACACGGAAAUCAUCUCUUCUUAGACAUCAGAGAACUCAUAUAGGUGAGAAACCAUUUUCAUGUUCUGAGUGUGGGAAAUGUUUUACACAGAAAUCAGCUCUUGUUAUACAUAGGAGACGUCACACAGGUGAGAAACCAUUUACCUGCUCUGAGUGCAGGAAAUGUUUUACAGACAAAUCAUCCCUUAUUAUUCAUGAGAGAAGGCACACAGGUGAGAAGCCAUUUCCAUGUUCUGAGUGUGGGAAAUGUUUUCUAAAGAAAUCAGAUCUUGUUACGCAUCAAAGACGUCACACAGGUGAAAAACCAUUUCCAUGCUCUUGAGUGUGGGAAAUAUUUUUCACACACAUCAGCACUUGUCAUACAUGAAAGAAGACACACAGGUGAGAAACCAUUUCCAUGCUCUGAGUGUGGGAAAUGUUUUACAUGUAAAUCAGAUCUUGUAAUACAUAAGAGAAAUCACACAGGUGAGAAAUUAUUUACCUGUCCUGAGUGUGGGAAAUGUUUCACAUACAAAUUAGCUCUUGUCGUACAUCUGAGAAGUCACACAGGUGAGAAACCAUUUCCAUGUUCUGAAUGUGGGAAAUGUUUUUCAAUGAAAUCAGAUCUUGUUAUACAUGAGAUAAUUCACACAGGUGAGAAACCAUUUCCAUGCUCUGAGUGUGGGAAAAGUUUUUCACACAAAUCAGCUCUAGUUAGACAUGAGAAAUGUCAUACAUGUGAAAAACCAUUUACAUGUUCAGAGUGUGGGAAAUGUUAUAACCUGAAAUCAGAUCUUAUUAUUCAUGACAGAAGUCACACAGGUUUGAAACCAUUUAUAUGCUCUGUGUGGGAAAUCUUUUUCACGCAAAUCAUCCCUUGUUAUCCAUGAGAGAAGUCACACAGGUGAGAAACCAUUUCCAUGUUCUGAGUGUGGGAAAUCUUUUUCACAGAAUUCAGCUCUUGUUAUACAUAAGAGAAUACACACAGGUGACAAACCAUUUCCAUGUUCUGAGUGUGGGAAAUGUUUUACAAGUAAAUCAGAUCUUGUUAUACAUGAGAGAAAUCACACAGGUGAGAGACCAUUCACAUGUGAGUGUGGGAAAUGUUUUACACGGAAAUCAUCUCUUCUUAGACAUCAGAGAAGUCACACAGGAGAGUACCAGCUAUUGUAAGAUAUCAGAAAAGUCACAGUUGAAUUGACUUGAUUGGUAGACAUGAAACAAGGUUGCAUUAAUAGUUUACGUAUAAUAAAUCUGUAUUAAGAGAA